AUGGACGUCUCACCGUUUGUUGCACUGCUGCUGGCUGCUCUCCUCUCCCUGCUCCUCUUCGCCAGAAGGAGGAAGGGUUCUCCGUCCAGCAGGGAUGGCCGGCGGCGAUUGCCGCCGUCGCCGCCGGGGCUUCCCCUCUUUGGCCACCUGCCCCUUCUUGGCUCCCUACCUCAACGCAAGCUUCGAUCAAUGGCCGCGUCGUACGGCCCCGUCAUGCUCCUGCGCCUGGGCCGCGUGCCCACCGUGGUGGUCUCCUCGGCGGCCGCGGCGCAGGAGGUGAUGAAGGCCCGGGACCUGGCGUUCGCGAGCCGCCCCAGGGUGCGCAUGGCCGAGCGCCUCCUCUACGGCCGCGACAUGGCCUUCGCCCCCUACGGCGAGUACUGGCGCCAGGCGCGCCGCGUCUGCGUGCUCCACCUCCUCAGCCAGCGCCGCGUGCACUCUUUUCGCCACGCCCGGGAGCAGGAGGCUGCAGCGAUGGUCGGCCGCGUCCGUCGCGCCGGAGCCGGAGGCCGUGGCGCCGGCGCCGUGAACCUCAACGCGAUCCUCAUCUCCUACAGCAACGGCGUCAUCUCCCGUGCCGUUUUCGGCGACGACGGCCGGAGCUACGGCCUCGACGGCGGCGAGGGUGAGAAGCUCGCGGAGCUGUUCGCUGACUUCGAUGAGCUGCUUGGGACGGUGACCGUGGGGGAGCUCGUGCCGUGGCUGGCGUGGGUCGACACUCUUAUGGGGUUGGACGCCAAGGCGGCGCGCACGUCGGAGGAGAUGGGCGCCUUGCUCGACCGGGUCAUCACGGACCACCGCCAGAGGCGUCAUGGCAACCGGCGGCGGGAAGAAGACGAUCACCGGGACUUCGUCGACGUGCUGCUGGACCUCGUCAACCACCCACAGGAGAUGCUCAGGGUCCAAGACGAGAUCCGCGGGGUCGUCGGCGGCGGUGGCAGCGACGUCGUCACCGAGGACCACCUCGAGAAGCUGCGUUACCUCAAGUGCGUGAUCAAGGAGACGCUCCGACUGCACGCGCCACUGCCACUGCUGCUGCCCCACGAGACGAUGGAUGACACGGAGCUGCUCGGUUACCACGUUCCGGCGCGCACUCGCGUCAUCGUCAACGCUUGGGCGAUCGCACGGGACCCCGCGACGUGGGAACGCGCCGACGAGUUCGUGCCGGAGCGGUUCAACGGCGACGACGACGUGAAGACGGACUACUUGCUUGGGCAGGACUUCAGGUUCGUGCCGUUCGGCGCGGGGAGGAGAGGAUGUCCUGGGGUCGGGUUCGCCGCGCCAGCCAUGGAGCUGGCUCUGGCGAGCUUACUGUAUCACUUUGACUGGGCGAUGCCGGCCGGCGGGGCAUCGAAGGUGGAGAUGGAGGAGCUGAACGGGCUAUCCGUAAGGCUCAAGGCAAUCCUACGUUUGGUUGCUAAGCCAUGGUAUCCUCAAUAA
Messenger RNA from Miscanthus lutarioriparius, 1440 nucleotides. NCBI's taxonomy places the organism in Eukaryota, Viridiplantae, Streptophyta, Magnoliopsida, Poales, Poaceae. The record is from the annotation of a GenBank genome assembly.